Molecule: messenger RNA, 1769 nt
Organism: Lobosporangium transversale
Lineage: Eukaryota; Fungi; Mortierellomycota; Mortierellomycetes; Mortierellales; Mortierellaceae
Product: methyltransferase TRM13-domain-containing protein
Exons: 6
Coding region: 17-1693 (558 amino acids)
Biological process (GO): tRNA methylation
Source: RefSeq, a predicted model, not a curated record
CUUGACAUCAAUUGCAAUGAGCGACAACAAGGACACGAAACGACCUCAUGAGAAUGGGACUGAUCCGGUGGCAAAGGCGUUAGCAGGAACUCUCGAGCCACCUGUUCUCAACCACAGACCUCGCAACAAACGUCAGAAGACCAAGGGGCCCCCUCCCCCAGUCCCAUCACGUCCGAGGCAAUGUCAUUUCUUGUUACUGAGCAAGGGCAAGUAUUGUAGCCUCACCACGAAACUUGGCAAUAAGUUUUGUGGAGAGCAUUCGAUGUACGAAACUACGGCUGAUCCCACAUCAACAUCCAAUGCCAACGAGAAUGGAGCCAAAACGGAAGGCGAAGGCUUUCAACAAACGGCCCGAAAACGUAUUCCAUGUCCAUUCGAUCCCAGUCACACUGCUUGGGCGGACGAUCUAAAGGCUCAUUUGUAUAAAUGCAAUGCACGCCCAAAGGAUGAACCAGCCCAAUACUCAAAGGAUAUUAAUCUCACCUUACCAGCGCCCAAAGGAUCAUCAGACAUUGGGGAUAGCCAAGGGGCUGCUCAACCCUCAAACUCAGGAGCAAAGGCAAUUCAAACAAACAGCGACAUCCUCUCAACACUUUCUAGUGAUCAAUUUGUGGCCUUAGUUAAAAAAAUCCAGGAUAUGUACACGAAAUAUGUUCCAGAAAUCCAGACAGUGAUUUUGGACCAUCCUGCCUUAGAUGAGCGCAAAAAGAUGAUUAAGAAUAUCAAGCAUGCUCGUCAACAAGCAUCCCUUCUUGGGAAUAUGGAACGACUUCAUAUGUUGGAUGAUCCAACCACAUGCUAUGUCGAGUUUGGCGCAGGUCGUGGAGAGCUAUCAAAUUACCUCAAAAUUGCGGUGGAUGAUCAUGGAACAGCAACUUUUGUCCUUGUAGAUCGGACUCCCUCUAGGAAUAAGUUUGACAGCAUUCUGCUAGGUCAGGAGGAGAUCAAGUCAUUAGUGAAGAGGCACACUAUGGAUAUCAAAGAUCUGGUUUUGGCAGAAGUGCCUGAAUUGAGGAUAGAUGUCACAGCGACACAGAGGACACCACCUGUUGAAGAGAAGUCCAAAGAUGAAGGAGGAUCAAAGGAACCACAAUAUGUGCAAAAGAAACCGGUUGUAGCUAUAUCGAAACACUUGUGCGGAGGCGCAACAGAUUUGACGCUCAAAUGUCUUACCAACUUCCAAGCGACCGAACGUGGUCGCUCAAGUCUCCCUUCACCUGUCAAGGGCAUUCUUAUAGCGCUUUGUUGUCAUCAAUUGUGCCAUCAUUACAUGUAUCCCAAUCAGGAAUUCUUGGAAGAGAUUGACAUUAAUCCUGAAGAGUUUGUCUAUUUGACGCGUAUGAGCAGCUGGGCUGUUUGUGUGAACCAGACCAAGACCGAGAAAACGAGUAAUAGUAAGCCUGAUAGCAGUGAUGAAAACAAUGCUAAUAGCCCUAAUGAUAUCACUGGUGAUGACGACGACCACCGUAUCGAAGCUGACUCUGCAUUGGAUAAACUCAGUACCCAUAUUCCCACAAUGGAUUUCCAGGCACGAGCUCGCCUAGGCCAACAAUGCAAGCGAUUACUUGACAUUGGUCGUGUGCGAUAUCUACAGCAGAAUGGGUUUGAUGCAAAGCUGGUGUACUAUGUUGAUCAAGAGACGUCAUUGGAGAACUUGGCGUUGAUGGCGGUGCCGUCUUCAUCUUCUAACUAGGAUUCUUGUGUGGCGUAGGAAUAGGGGGUUUGCGUUUGGCAGGAACUGUUAGAAAGAAUGAAAAAGAAUUAAAGGC